This is a messenger RNA of Branchiostoma belcheri (Belcher's lancelet), 5363 nucleotides long. RefSeq names its product sphingosine-1-phosphate phosphatase 1-like. The coding region runs from base 156 to 1451 and encodes 431 amino acids. The transcript has 4 exons. NCBI's taxonomy places the organism in Eukaryota, Metazoa, Chordata, Leptocardii, Amphioxiformes, Branchiostomatidae. Gene Ontology annotation, biological process: sphingosine metabolic process; phospholipid dephosphorylation. The record is from RefSeq and is a predicted model, not a curated record. Gene Ontology annotation, cellular component: endoplasmic reticulum membrane. Gene Ontology annotation, molecular function: sphingosine-1-phosphate phosphatase activity.
CUUUCCAAGAUGUCAUAGGUCAGUUUGCCGGCCAGACGAAGUAUCGAAGGCUUUGUCAGCCGUUUGGCUUCUCCCGCCUCGUGGACUUGGGCAGCGGCACUGUUUCCCUCAGUUUGAAAAACAGCACGAAAAGUGAUACCAAGUAGACAAAAAACAUGUCAGCCUUCUUUCAGGCGCUGAAGGACCCAAGUGUCGUGGCCAAGUUUCAAGAACUGUGCGGGAUCGAGUUCAUCGAUGAUUCAGUCCAGGAGAAAAACGGGGACGCCUGCAGCGGUGGUGACAACUGCCACAACUCGGCAUCAGCAACAAACGGCAUAAGGAAACGACACAAGGAAGACAAACCAAAGGCAGAAGUAGGAAGAAGUCUGGCGAACGGGUAUGUUGACCUCAGCCACCCAAGGGACCAAGCGGAAUGGGGUAACCACGUGUCGGAGGCCGGGCGGCCGUACAGAGUCAACAACAAGAUGUGGUACUACCUGUUCUGUUUCGGAUCUUCGCUCGGAGGAGAACUCUUUUACAUCACCUUCUUCCCCUUCUGGUUUUGGAACAUUGACUACUUCGUCAGCCGGCGGGUCAUCGUGGUCUGGGCCUUCACCAUGUACCUGGGACAGUCCGCGAAGGACAUCAUCCGCUGGCCGCGGCCUCCCUCCCCGCCGGUCGCCAAAAUCGAGCGCACGUUUGACUCGGAGUAUGGCUUCCCGUCCACCCAUGCCAUCGUCGCGUUCUGUAUUCCUUUCACGUUUGUCUACUGGACAGUAGGCAGAUACGAGUACUGGUACCCGGCUGGUUACAUGAUUGGUGCAGCGUGGUGUCUCCUGGUGUGUGUCAGCCGGCUGUAUGUAGGCAUGCACAACAUCCUGGAUGUCCUUGCCGGUUUGACCUUGAGCGUCCUCCUGACAUGUUUCAUCACCCCCUGGCUGGACACCAUUGACCACUUCAACCUGCACCACCCCUACUCUCCCCUGCUGGUGGUCAGCUCCUACUUCAUGCUGUGCCUGUUCUACCCCAGUGGGGGGCAGUGGAACACAGCCAGGGGAGACACGGCCAUGAUUGUUGGUACUUGUGCAGGUGUUAUAUACGGGGCUUGGAUCAACACACAGUACAACCUACUGCUGGACCCCUCCAUCCCCCCUCCAUACAAAGUCAUCUGGCCAAAUAUCCAACAACUCGGCCUCUUUGCCGUCCGUUUUGUCCUGGGAGGAAUCAUCGCGGGAAUCUCCCGCGCCGUCGUCAAGCCGCUAACCCUCCACACGGUGUGUAGGCUGUUCGGAGAGUCCACGGAAGACCCCAAAGCUAGGAGCAGGGCGGUGGUGGAAGUCCCGUACAAAUUUUUCACGUACGGCUUCCUGGGCCUGAUGGUGGUCUGCGUGAUACCCAUCGUGUUUCGCGUGUUGGGCAUCGCUUCGCUGUACGAGAUUGGCUACGAACAAGCCCACACGCCGGCUCUGUGACAAGUCUACUAGCGCUUUACUUGUGAGAGACAUAUUAUUACUUAGAAUUUAGAUAUCUCUACAGUAACUGUUGGAUUGUUGGCAAAUGUUGACUUUACAUGGCUGAUGGACCUUUCAAAUAAAGUUUGAGAUUUCUUGCUGGAUAUUUUGAGUGUAAACUGCAAAUAAUCAAUGCAUCCAAUUGUUUUUGUAGUUCGUACAUUUUCAAAUGCCUAAAAGAUAGUUUCUCAAUUAAUGGCAGUCAGUGUUAUGAUGGUUUUUGAUGAAAUUACUUGUUUUUUUUUUAGUCCUGCACAAAAGUUAAUCAGUUAUAAGUGCAGAAGUGCCAUUGAGUGGAUCAACUUUUUUUCCAAAAUUUCUUGGUUCGAACACUCAAGCACUGUAGUUUAGCAAAUCAGUGCACUAAAAAGUGCUUUUGGUGAAAUGAAGUGGUGGGAGUUACAUAAUCCUUGUUCAAAGGUGGGUGAAUUUAUAGGCCUUGAAGUUGAAUUUGGUGCAGCGUUCUAGCCAGCGUUUGUCUUUCAUUUGACGGAAUUUUGCAGAGUUUCAAGAGUUAAAAAUCUCUCUGGGGAGCAUGCCCCUGGACCAACCUAGGAUUGUAGCAUUCGGCGCUCAAAAUAACGUUAUGUCAAACAAAACAAAAAUUUCAGGCUGGCUAGAACACUGAUAAGUUUAUUCAGGAGUACUUAACAUGUGUACAUCGCAAUUUAAGUUAGAAUUCAGAAUUUCUUGUUGUAUGGGGACCAACCUAUAUCCUUAGUAGGUAAACUAAACUGGGGUUGGUCUAGGCUGUUGUUGCAAAGGUUUUCAGUUGCUUUAGUCUAACUCAGUCUGCAGCCUGGGAGUUGUGAUGGUAAUGACCACAGAAGCCAGCAACAGUAGGGAGCCGGCGGUAACUACGAAAGACGGCACCCAGUCUAUUGUCUUUGCCUCUAGUGUCACUAGAAAUACUGCAUACUCCAUUGCCAACUGGUCAAACCUAACCAAAGUAACAAGCAAUGCCAAUAACCAGUUGAAGAGUUGACAAAGUUAAUGAAAUCACAGCUGUAGUUCUUUGCUACGUCACUUCAUGUUUUGUGUACUACAAUACGUUGAUAGUCAUGAAUAUUUACAGUGCAGAUCUUGGGUAAAUUCCUUUUACACACGUUUUACACAUGGUUUUUAUUUCUCAUGCAAAAGACAUGUGAAUUGUGUUUAAAUCACGAUUGAAAGAUUGAAACACUUUGUGGCGCGUCGUUAAAACCAUUGAAAACCUGUGUAAGCCGGUUUGCAUUAGACCUGUACUGCCCCCUUUCCACCAGAGGUUGCAACUGAUAGGCGACCUUAUGUUUGACAGACUGUGCAAUGAACUUCAUAGCCAAAGAACAUUAAACAUUAUUUUCUAUUUGUUGUCUUUUAACUCAUGAAAUCAAGCGUUACAUAAAUCGGAUUUUGGUAACUAAAUGAUCGCUGAGCAAUUGUUCUCUUGUGGAAAGGGGGCCUUACCCGUGUUCUGAAACUGGCUUUAGUUCACAUUUCACCAGAAAGUAGUUAGACAAGAAAAACUUCAUGUAUUUAUUUUGAGAUUUGAUGCUACACAUGAUGUAAUAAUGGUGAAUCUGUUGUUUUGGGGAGGGGCUUUUAUAACCUUUUUUUGCUUUAUUAGCAAACAAUUCAUAAUGAUUAUCAUGAUGAUAUGUGUUACUACAGUACAGUUAAUUUCUCGUGAAAUUGUUCAAAUGUGUCCUUUUGCACAGACCCAGUGUUCUAGCCAGUUGUCUUUCCAUUACUGGUGUUUGAUGGAAUUUUGCUGCUAAUGACAGACAAAAAUUUUGCCCAAACAUCAUCUUUGACAUACAAAAAUUGCCAUUUAAAGAUACAGAAAAAGAUGUCAUUCAACUAAGCUUAGUCUACCAGCAAAUUAACAUUUGCCCUGAAAAUGCAGGAAACAGCAUUUCAGAGGGUCAAGAUUUUAAAAUUUUCCAGAGGAGCAUGCCCUCGGACUAGCGUAGCACUCGGCAUAAUAUUAUGUCAAACAAAAUUGAGAUUUGAGAGGCUGGCUUAAGCACUCUGCACUGACUUGUGUAAAAGAUGGCAUUUGGUUUGAGUCUGCACUGUUCAGUGGUACUAGUAUUAAUUUCACUUGUAUAAAGUUGUAUAGAUUUGAGAUCGGUAUAACAAUGGAACAACCAAUCAACUUUUACAAGCAGUAUAUCCUCUCAUCAGAUUACUGUUCUCAGGAGUUGUAGUUACAAUGUACAUCAGUUCUUCUUUGGACUAAUCUUGAUGACAAGAAAGUGUUGUGAAAUGCAGUACAUCUAUUGUAUUUUUAGUUGUUUGAGGUUUGCGUUGUAGUGCCAAAUCGACCCUAGCAAGAUUGGUACCCCAAUAAUCUAUAGACUCUACACUCAGGCACUAGCACUCAAAUAACCAUAAAGAUUUAAGUUUGUUUCAAGCAAGGAAAAUUUCAAGAUGUUGACUGUAAUCUUGUUUGUUUUUGUACAAUACAGCUACCGGUAUAAACAUAUGUUUGGGAUGUCGGUCAAGAUGAAAAAAAUAAACUUUCUAUGGACAACUGUAGUGAAAUACACUAAGCAUUCUUGGCAGAUAUUUAUGUUUACCUUUGCAGAAGGAAAACAAUGUCAUAUUUUUCCUCUGUUUCUUCUCCAAACACAUGACCUGGACCAGACAUCUGUCACCAUGGUAACUGGUGCUGUAGCAGACACCAUGUGGUGUUGGAUGCCAUUAUGUAGCAAGUGGCAGGUUCCGGUCACCAUGUGUAGUGUAUGAACGUGUUUGAGUAAGAAAUAAACAGAGUAGUUUGUUAGACUAGACCAUGUGAAAGUAAACAUCUUGCAUUUGCGUUGCAAAUGUUACCUUUCUAGUUUUAACUUUCUUCCUGCUGCUUAGACUUGUAACCAAGACACAUUUGAUGCUAAAUGCUACCUCAGCAGGGAGAUAGUUAUAAAUGGCACCAGGAAACAUUAAAGAUACCCUUAGAUAAUCCAGUUUGAUUUUGUCUGCCUGUAGCCUGGGUGCCGGCCCCUUUUAGCUUUGAGUAAUGCUCUCUCGGUUGCUUCCUUGCCCAAAAGACUGGACCCACACAUAUUCUAUCUGCCUGUCAUUUGAAUAUUUGUCAGAAUUUGAACCGGUGCGCUGAUUGGUCAAACCUACAUGGGGUCAAUGCACAACAGUUGAAUCAGUUGCACGACAGAUAGAUUAUAUAUACAUGUAUGCAGGUGCAGUCUUUUUGGCAGGCAAGCAACAGAGCGUACUAAAGUUUUAAAAGCUGGCACCCAGGCUGGUCUGCCUAUACUGUACUGUACACCAGCUCUACAAGUGUACUGUGUAUCACUUUGUACCAAUACUGGAACAGCAAAUGAAGCACAGCAGGGACAGCAUUGUACUGCUAAGUAAGAUGACUGUGUAUCUGUAUGUUGUGGUCAGCGUGCGAUGAAAGUUUGUGUGUGUAUGAGAAUUGUGCAUUGAUACAUUCCUAGAUAUGUAUGUAUAUUAAGAUAUAUAUAUAUAUAUAUAAUAUACAUAUCUAAAAUGUUGAAUACAUGGCUGUGUGGAUUGUUGUGUUCGCUGCCUAAUUACGUAGGAUUAAAAUCCUGCCAAUGGCGUUUGCAUCCGGCUAUUCCAAAUGUAGAUACUACGAUUAGUGAUUUGUAAUUGGCCAGUUGGCCUGCAAAAUGCCUGUAUGUAUCUUGCACCCAUAGUGCAAAGCUACGAUUAUGAAAACUCAUACUGCCCGAGGUUUGUGAUAUCUGCUGGUUGUACAUUAAUAAAAUAUGUUGUAUCAACAGUUCUUGGGUAUGUUACAUUGUAUAUUCUUGGUCACUGCAGCUGACUUGUACUUUUUUUUUUUUUAAUGUUCUGCAAACCUUCUCUCUCGUAAAGAAUAGUUGGUUUGGGCCUGAAAAAAUGCAA